AUGGCCGCCGCCCUCGACGAGGAAGAUCUUUCGAUCCCACUUGCUCCCUCCGACCGCGACCAUCCCCGUGAACGAGAUCGUGUUACGAGCAAGACGGCCAGCUCGAAUCCCUCCCCCAUGGCAAUGCCUCCGCCCUCGCGCCCGACCGGUCGCCCCGACCCCACGACGCAGUCUCCGGCCACCAUGCGGGACAUGCAGCGUCUCGAUCAGUAUCAGUCCGUCAAGAUACUCGGUGAGGGUUCCUUUGGAAAGGUCAAGCUGGCCAUUCACCAGCCAAGUGGACGGCAAGUGGCUCUAAAGAUCAUCUCCCGGCGCAAGCUCCUAUCCCGGGACAUGGUUGGGCGCGUGGAGCGAGAGAUUCAGUAUCUGCAAUUGCUACGACACCCUCACAUCAUUAAACUAUACACCGUGAUCGCCACCAAAACCGACAUUGUGAUGGUCCUCGAGUAUGCCGAACGCGAAUUGUUUGAUUAUUUGGUUCGAAAGGGAAAAUGUGGUGAUGAUGAAGCCCGCAAGUUCUUCCAGCAGAUCAUUUGCGCCGUCGAGUACUGCCAUCGACACAAGAUUGUCCACCGUGAUUUGAAACCCGAGAACCUCCUCAUCGAUAGCACGAAAAGUGUCAAGAUCGCCGAUUUCGGAUUGAGUAACAUUAUGACGGAUGGAAAUUUCCUGAAGACUAGCUGUGGAAGUCCAAACUAUGCUGCUCCGGAGGUUAUCUCUGGAAAGCUCUACGCCGGCCCCGAGGUGGAUGUUUGGAGUUGCGGUGUCAUCCUCUACGUGCUUCUGGUGGGCCGCUUGCCCUUUGACGACGACUAUAUUCCUGCCCUAUUCAAAAAGAUCGCUGCAGGCAACUUCCACAUCCCCGGAUACAUCUCUCCUGGGGCAGCCCGGCUCAUUCGCGCCAUGCUUCAGGUCCACCCGGUUCACCGAAUUACCAUUCCGGAGAUUCGACAAGACCCCUGGUUCACAAAGAACCUGCCCAAGUACCUGGAGCCACCACCAGAGGAGUUCAUCGCUACAGAUGUGGACCUGAGCAAGAUCGACCCUCGUAAGGUGGGCUCUGGAAAAACGGUCCCUGUGCAGCAUAAAAUCCACCAGAUUGCCGUGUCCAAGCUGGAGCGAAGCAUGGGAUACGAUCGGGAAGAUAUCGAAGAUGCCCUGCGUCAUCCAGAGCCUAGUGCAAUCAAGGAUGCCUUUUCAAUUGUCGUUGAAAAUGAAAUGAUGCAGACCAACUCCCCAACCGACGACAAUAUAUUGGCUCAGAGUGUUUCACCCCAGCCAAGAACACCCGUACCAACUCCCGCCCAACGAACACCCACCGCUCAAAGACCCCAAGAGCAGCAACCAGCUGCGGCCCCUUCCGUUGCACAAACUCCAAGUGUCUCACGCCGCAUUCGACCAGAGGAGACUCAACAAGACGAUACCGAAGAAUUCGAAUCAGCGCGUCUCAGUCAUGUUCGGAUUUUGCCUACCAGCUUACCUUACGUGCAUGAUCAACUCAUGGAGCAACGUGACCGAGAACAAAGAGCUCGUCUCGAAGAGCGCCGACGGGAAGCCGCUCGUGCCGAAGAGGAUCAAUCGGGAUCUGAACGCAGAGAGUUGACCCCGGAAGAGCAGGCUGCAACUGCUCGGGCCUUGAAACCCCAUUCUCGCAGCGUCGUCGACCUGGAUAAGUUGAAAUUCGAACCGCCCAUUGGCCAUCCCAUCACACAACAGCCCAAGAAAUCCCGCAAAUGGCAAUUUGGCAUCCGCUCACGGAAUCAACCAUACGAGGCGAUGCUGUACUUGUACCGAGCCAUCGCCGCCCAAGGUGGAGUGUGGGAUAUUCAGCCCGUCGAAUCAGGCACGACUAUUGGUCCCGAUGCCACAUCAGACCAACCCAAGCCUCUGCAAAGCAAAUACCCCGAUCUCCCAUCAGACUACUACAUUCCUAAGGAUCCCUGGUUCAUUCGCGCCCGCUUGUUGAAAGAAGGCGUCAAAGCCCCGGGGCCAUCAACCAGUGUCUAUAACAGCCGUAGCGACCUGGAAGAACUCCGUCGGCGGUUCAACAUUUCCGGGAUCUCCGCCCCAACCGAGGACAAGGAAAAGGACAUCAAGUCUCCUACAUCCGACAACGGCGGCAUAUCCGCACCCUCAUCGGCCACGCAAAACACCGGUCUACCCAGUAUCUCGCACGGUGUCUGGGUCUUCGUUGAUAUCCAGCUCUACCAACUCGAGGAGAACAAUUACAUGGUUGACUUCAAGUGCGACGGCUACCAGAACGUUAUUCGCGCCCAUGGCGAUACAGAAUGGCACCCGAUUAGCAAGCGCUUCAUGAACAAGGAGAAGGAGGUCACUAGUCCAUACCCUUUCCUUGAUGUGGCAUCAGACCUUGUGGCUCAGCUGGCCGUGGCUAGUUAG
Penicillium daleae is the source of this 2400-nucleotide messenger RNA. RefSeq names its product SNF1 family serine/threonine-protein kinase. The transcript is spliced from 3 exons. The record is from RefSeq and is a predicted model, not a curated record. Gene Ontology annotation, biological process: protein phosphorylation; intracellular signal transduction. Gene Ontology annotation, molecular function: protein serine/threonine kinase activity; ATP binding. Lineage: Eukaryota; Fungi; Ascomycota; Eurotiomycetes; Eurotiales; Aspergillaceae. Gene Ontology annotation, cellular component: cytoplasm. Bases 1 to 2400 code for a protein of 799 amino acids.